CCCUCGUUUGCCAUGUCGCAGGUGCUGAUCGACAAGUCUCUUCUUGGGUGGAAGGAGUACGAGCUGGAGGUGAUGCGCGACCUGGCGGACAACGUGGUGAUCAUCUGCUCCAUCGAGAACAUCGACCCCAUGGGCGUGCACACCGGCGACUCCAUCACCGUCGCCCCUGCCCAGACGCUCACAGACAAGGAGUACCAGCGCCUGCGUGACUACUCGGUGGCCAUCAUCCGCGAGAUCGGUGUGGAGUGCGGGGGGUCGAACGUGCAGUUCGCCAUCAACCCCAAGGACGGCGAGGUGGUGGUCAUCGAGAUGAACCCGCGCGUCUCCCGCUCCUCCGCGCUCGCCUCCAAGGCCACCGGCUUCCCCAUCGCCAAGAUGGCUGCCAAGCUCUCUGUGGGGUACACGCUGGACCGCAUCCCCAAUGACAUCACCAAGAAGACCCCUGCCAGUUUCGAGCCCUCAAUUGACUACGUGGUCACCAAGAUCCCGCGCUUCGCCUUUGAGAAGUUCCCCGGCUCCGAGCCCACCCUCACCACCCAAAUGAAGUCCGUCGGCGAGGCCAUGGCCAUCGGACGCACCUUCCAGGAAAGCUUCCAGAAGGCGCUGCGCUCCCUCGAAACCGGCCAUUCAGGGUGGGGGUGCGAGCGCGUGAAGCAGCUCGAGUGGACCAUGGACGAGCUGAAGUAUUCGAUGCGCGUGCCGAACCCUGACCGCAUGUACGCCAUCUACGCGGCGAUGAAGCGCGGCAUGAGCCAGCGCCAGGUGCAGCAGCUCACCAACAUGGACCCCUGGUACCUCUCCCAGAUGGGGGAGUUGCUCGAGGUGGAGGAUUUUAUGGGCAAGCUGGACGGGCAGCUCAGGGCGCUCACCCGCGACGACAUGCUGCAGAUCAAGCGCAGGGGGUACUCUGACCGCCAGAUUGCGUACGCGCUGAAGUCGACGGAGGAGGAGGUGAGGAAGUAUAGGCUGGAGCUGGGGGUUGAGCCGGCUUUCAAGCGCGUGGACACGUGUGCGGCGGAGUUUGAGGCCAUGACGCCGUACCAGUACUCGUCGUACGACGAUGAGAACGAGGGGCAGCCGGACGCAGAGCGCAAGGUGCUCAUCCUCGGGGGCGGACCCAACCGCAUCGGGCAGGGGAUUGAGUUCGACUACUGCUGCUGCCACGCGUCAUUCGCGCUGCAAGCUGCGGGCUUCGAGACUAUCAUGAUGAACAGCAACCCGGAGACCGUCUCCACGGACUACGACACGUCCAACCGCCUCUACUUCGAGCCCCUGACAGUGGAGGAUGUGAUCAACGUCAUCAACCUGGAGCGGCCCGACGGGAUCAUUGUGCAGUUCGGCGGGCAGACUCCCUUGAAGCUAGCCGUGCCCAUCCAGCGGUAUCUGGAGGAGACGCAGCUGCAGGCGGCGAGCGGCUUGGGGCCGGUGCGCAUCUGGGGCACGUCGCCGGACUCCAUUGAUGCAGCGGAGGACCGGAAGCGGUUUGAGGCGAUGCUCAAUGAGCUGGGGAUCAACCAGCCGCCUGGGGGGAUUGCGAGGAGCGAGGAGGAUGCGCUGGCCGUGGCCAAGCGCGUGGGGUACCCCGUGGUGGUGCGCCCGUCGUACGUGCUGGGCGGGAGGGCCAUGGAGAUUGUGUACAACGAUGCGGCGCUGCAGAAGUACCUGGUCACAGCUGUGGAGGUGGACCCUGAACGCCCGGUGCUGGUCGACAAGUACCUCUCGAACGCCACUGAGCUGGACGUGGAUUGUCUGGCGGACAGCACGGGCGCGGUAGCCAUCGGGGGCAUCAUGGAGCACAUCGAGCAGGCGGGGGUGCACUCGGGGGACUCGGCUUGCUCCAUCCCCACGCAGAGCAUCUCCGAUGACGCCCUCGCCACCAUCCGCGACUGGACCACCCGCCUCGCCAGGAAGCUGAACGUGGUGGGGCUGAUGAACUGCCAGUAUGCCGUGAUGCCAACGGGCGAGGUGUACAUCAUCGAGGCCAACCCGCGCGCCUCCCGCACGGUGCCCUUCGUGGCCAAGGCCAUCGGCCACCCCCUCGCCAAUUACGCGUCCCUCGUCAUGGCGGGGCAAACGCUCAAGGAGCUGGGCUUCGAGAGGGAGGUCAUCCCCAACCAUGUGUCGGUCAAGGAGGCCGUGCUGCCCUUUGACAAGUUCCCCGGGUGCGACGUGCUGCUGGGGCCGGAGAUGCGCUCCACCGGGGAGGUCAUGGGGCUGGAUGUGAGCUUUGAAAAGGCGUUCCUCAAGGCGCAGAUCGCGGCGAACCAGCAGGUGCCGAGUGGCGGGUCGGUGUUUGUGAGCCUGAACGACCAGACGAAGGAGAGCGGCGUGGAGGUGGCCAAGAGCUUUGUGGAGCUGGGCUUUAAGAUCCUGGCCACGGAGGGCACGGCCAAUGUGCUGGAGGAUGGGGGCAUUGAGGUGGAGAGGGUGCUCAAGCUGCAUGAAGGAAGGCCACAUGCGGGCGAUCUGGUGUCCAACGGUCAGAUCCAGCUGCUCGUGAUCACAUCAGCUGGGGACGCCUUGGAUCAGAAGGACGGGCGGCUGCUGCGCCGCACGGCGCUGGGAAAGAAGGUGCCCAUCAUCACCACCAUCGCCUCGGCCCGAGCCACAGUGAAGGCCAUCCGGGGGCUGUUAGCGUCGCCCAUCGAGAUGAAGGCGCUGCAGGACUACUAUGUCGCGGGGAGCAAGGAGGCCAUUGCUGCCGCCGCUGCUGACGCUGCUGCUGCUGAUGCUGCGGCAGCGGCGGCAGUGAGCCAUUGAGCGGGUGUGCUGGGCUGGGACUAGCAGGCUUGUUGUUGCUGGGCAGGUGGCGGCUGACUUGCCUGGGCUUGGUGUGAGAGAAGUUGCUUGUGGUUUGUGUCACGGGCCGCCCAGAAUAUGGCUGGGGGAGGGCUUGCAAGGGGGAUGUGGGCUCAUGGGGGAAGGGGGGUGGUGAUAUGGUUUGACGAAGGUCACAAAGAGCUGCUGGGCAUAGCUUGCCAUACAAGAAUUCACACCUGAAUGCUGUUGCACUUCAAUGCUAUAUCAACCAGCGUGUGCUGCUGGCUCUAUUCAAUGUAAUGUAUGCCAGUGACGUGAUUGCUAGC
Closterium sp. NIES-67 is the source of this 3086-nucleotide messenger RNA. NCBI's taxonomy places the organism in Eukaryota, Viridiplantae, Streptophyta, Zygnematophyceae, Desmidiales, Closteriaceae. The record is from the annotation of a GenBank genome assembly.